GAUAUGUGGAAAUGGUAGGCAGUUAGACAGAAAAGACCUACAUAUGUCAUGAACAGCGACAACCAGCCGAAUGAAGACAUCUUUUAUCAACAAUGUGUGGCAAUUGUGUAAGGAAACUGGACCAGCCAAAGUACUGGGGCUGGAUCAUAGUCUUGGCAAAUUUUGUCUGUUUAUUCCUGAUAGUCGGAACGGUGCGUUCAAUGGGGAUCUUCUAUGACGAGUGGCUGGAAUAUUUUCACGAUGCAAGCUCGGUCACCUCAUCCGUUGGGACUAUGAUAGGGGCAAUGACCUGCCUUGCUGGUCCGAUAGCCAAUACUUUGGCCACACGCUUUGGGACGAGGCCUGUUGUCAUCUCCGGUGGUGUCAUAUCUUCCGUAGGUUUUUUCUCAACCGCGUUUGUCCCUGAUAUCUACGUGCUGUUUGUGACGUAUGGAUUCAUGACCGGUUUCGGGUUUGCCCUGGCCUACAUCCCGAUGCUGACUGUCACGUUAGAUUACUUCAAGGAGAGACCAAGUCUUGUCAUUGGUUUAGCAUCAACGGGAGUCGGCAUUGGUGGAAUGGUACUACCAAUUAUCCUCGAAUACCUAACGGAGGCUUAUAGUUGGCGAGGCACCGCUAUCGUAAUGAGUGCUGCAAUGUUGAAUAUUUGUGUUUGUGGCGCGGUGGUCAGACCAUUGCAGGAGGCUGAGGAGCACAGGCCAAACGCACCCAUCAAGGCGCAUGGGAAUGCUGCCUCUGGUGUAGUUUGUUCAGACAACACGAACAUGUCUGGCGGGGUCAUCAACAUGACUGUUCCUGAAACACCACCCCAAGGUUAUCAUGAUAAUACAGAAAGGGUGAUCCUUUCACCUGAUUGCAAGAGUUUAGAGGCAGCAAAAGGAUCGCAUGCCGAAAUUAUUAGCAAGUACAAUCCUCGUAGUUCAUCAUGUGGUAAAGCAGAUGACGUACAAGUCGGGGACCAGCCUGAUUCCGAAGCCCCACAUACUGCGAUAGGUAAAAAUAAGAACAAAACCCUAAAAAGAUCCUUUAAACAUCUAUUUACAAAUGUGUCAUUCAUUUUGAUAAACAUCGACAUAAUUUUUUUCAGCGCUGCGCUCUUUACUAUAUUUGCCCAUUUGAAAUCUGCAGUUAUCGCUGUCGGCGGUGUCAGCGUCCACGAAGGGACGUACGCCCUCACCGUCUUGAAUGCCGGAAGUCUUGUGGGGGCCCUCGUUACUGGAUUUAUGCUUUACAGGUUUCCUAAGAUUGACGCCCUUUUUGUGAUAAUUGUUGAAACGACAGUUUGUGGGGCUUCAAUGAUACUCAUACCUUUUGUAUCAUCGGCGUACAGCUACGUAUUGGCUGUGUGUUUUGUGGCCGGCUUUACUCUCAAUCCGUAUGACUAUCUCUUGCAGUUAGUUUAUAAGGAUAUGGUAGGUAUCGCAGAUGUGACUCUUGCCUUUGGUAUAACUUAUGCCUCUUAUGGAAUUGGUGGUUUAGCCGGAUCUGCCCUUGCCGGAUUUGUGUACGAUAUGACCGGAGACUACGCCAAUUCAUUAUACAUUGCCGGAGCGUUUUACUUCGUUAGCAAUAUUCUGAUCAUACGACCUUGUAUUUCGAAUAUUAGUAGGGGAAAAUGUUUUGUAGCAAAACAGGCUCGAGCUACUCGCAGUGGUGAUGUCAUCGGUAAAGAAGACCUUGAUGUGUUUAAGUCCAAAAGUAGACAAUUUGAUGCUCAAAACACCAACAGCAAAAAAGACAUUGAUGCGUCCAGCGCCAACAACGAACAAGACACUGAUGCGUCUAUUGCGAACAGCAAACAUGAUUUUGAUGCGUCUAAUUCCAACAGCAAACAUGACUCUGAUGCGUCUAAUGCCAAUAGCAAGCAUAACUUUGAUGUGACAAAUGCCAAGAGCGAACUGUACUUGGAAACGGGAUGUGAACAUGACAUCACGGGAGGUCGCGAUAACCCCUCGUUUCUUGAUAUCAACGACGAGAGCACCGUCCCCCAGCACUCUUCUCCUUCUGCUGUCGAACAAAUCACUAUUGCUACACACUUUUAGCGAGGCUGCACGCUGUAGAAACCAAGUUGAAGCUUUAAUAUCCUUAUCCCCUAAGGUAAAUAUUGUUCUCUGUGAGCAAUCAAAACCACCACUAAAGCUUCUCUCUUUACAUACUGUAAAGCCGCCAAAAUUGAUUCGGGCGUUUUGUUUUAUAAUUAUAUUAGUAGAUUUGGUGAAUAACCAAAAUUCACGAGAAAAAAAUUUAGAAAAUUUUUUGGAAUUGAAAAACAGAAUGAAAUUUUGUAAUUGGGCAAAUUGAAAAUGUCAAAUUUCGUAUUCGCAGAAAUAAAGAGGGGUGACUAUUUUGCAGUUUGUAGUAACACAAAAAUACAACACGUAUUUAAACCGUAGUGUAAUCAACGUCCGUGGCUGCUGCCUCUCAAUAUUCCCCAGAUUGGAGGGCCCAGAAUUACCUGGAAGGAAACCAAGGAAGGAAGGAAGGAAACCAAGAGAAAACGCUUCUUUAAGACAGGACAUCUAUAUAUGACUACUUAGCAGAAACGACGCGAAAACCAUAUUUCAUACGAACAGGCCAGGCUCAACGUGGACACCUGAGAUGGAUAUAAUAGGAGUGGGAAUGGUGCGUUCAAUGUAAUCCCUGCACCCUCUAGCUGGUCAGGGGUUCGACACUUUAAUCAAAACACUUCAAAACUUCUAAUGUGUACCGGGAUAGACAUUUUUCAACUUGUUUUCGUGGUACAUACAUUCAUCAAAACUUCAACACCCGAGGUUGGUUGCGCUCACUGGUAAGACAUCCGACUAUUUUUUACCAUUGACAUGAUGGGGAAACAGGUGUAUGUCAGGAAAUCUGAAGGAUUAAAUUCGAACUUAAAGAGCCAAACAAUUAAUGCAUAACCAUUAAAUUUGGCCGCCAAUGCAUUAUGUGAGUCCUCCUUUAUCUAAACACUCAGACGACUGUACUUUCUGAAUUGCGAUGUAAGGAUUUGUUAAAUGUACAUGUACUUUGUCUGUAGCACUGGUUCAACUCAUGCAACAUACUUUCGGAUUCAUAUUUUGCAAAUAGAUUUGAUUAUGGUGUACAAUUCAAGAAGUUUAAUAUAAAAACAGCUGUUUUACCAAUGGUAUUCACCAUACAUGUAGGUAUUAGUCUGUAUUAUGCAUAUAAAGUACUGUAAAUUAUAUACAUGGAGUUCCGUACUUGAA
Messenger RNA from Lineus longissimus, 3206 nucleotides. Its product is annotated as monocarboxylate transporter 13-like. Gene Ontology annotation, molecular function: monocarboxylic acid transmembrane transporter activity. Gene Ontology annotation, biological process: transmembrane transport; monocarboxylic acid transport. The coding region runs from base 93 to 2042 and encodes 649 amino acids. NCBI's taxonomy places the organism in Eukaryota, Metazoa, Nemertea, Pilidiophora, Heteronemertea, Lineidae. The transcript has 3 exons. The record is from RefSeq and is a predicted model, not a curated record. Gene Ontology annotation, cellular component: membrane.